UUAAAAACGCGGCUUUUAAAUUUCUUCCCAGAAUUCUUCCAAAAAAAAAAAAAAAAUUCCCGGUAAACGGAAUUUCCCACCUUCAGCCGGAAAAAAGAAACAUUGGCCUGGAGGAGGAGCUGGGAGGAAUGGCGGUGCCGGCGGCUUUGCAGUGGAUGAACGGCGAAAGAGGGGUGUUGGUGCUUUACAUAGCUAGGAUCCUCUACGCCGCGCCCAUUUCUCUCCUAGCUGAAUCCAUUGCUCUGGGUAUUCUUUCUCUUUUUGCCCUAUCCCUGGAAAUCUCCGCCGAUCAUGAUCAUGAUCAUGAUCCCUUUUCUCGGUUCUUCAAAACCAGGCCAGGUGUAUCGUCUGGGAUACUGCUGGGGGCAGUGACACUUCCGGGAUUAAUGCUGUCAAGGUUGAUACAAAUGCUUAGAGGGUUAUCUUUAAAUGAGGUUGGAGUUGCAGACCUUGAAAAUCUACAAUUGCAAUACUGGGCUACCUUUGCCAGUUGCUUCAGUGUGCUAGUUUGCUUCGAUGUUAUUCUUCAGAGACAAGACAAUGGUGUUCCUUCUGUUGAUAGUUGCAGUAAUUGGAAUAAAAAGUUUAGCUUAAGCUGCAUAGCCUUGUGUGCAGGAAUCUGCUGCAUUGCCUUCUCAGCUAAGUAUCAGUUUGGGUGGCAGAUGGUAUUUAUGUUAUUGUGGGUGGUCUUUCACGGACUAGUGGCAUCAAAACUAAUUCAGAGAAUUCUUCGAACAUUUCCAGCUUGCGUUUCCAUUGGAGAAGCACUUUUGGUUACUUCUGGCCUUGUUAUCUAUUUUGGAGACAUGCUUCAAAACACUGUUGCAAAGAUUUUUGGGUAUUGGGCAUCCUUAGGAUAUCUUCCUGUGCAAUAUGUUGUCAAAAGAAGUGAGAUAAGUACCAUUAUUCAGGGCAUGACAGUUGGCCUCCUCCUCUUUCCUCUGUUUUUGAAACUGAUUUUUCAAAUCUCUGGACAUUUCAAGUUUGUGGACAUUUCUAGGGAGAGAGCAAACCAUGAGAUGAAGAAGUCCUUCAUCUUUUAUGCUUCCCUUGCAUUUCUGUUGAUUGUGGCUAUUCCUUUAUGGAUGCAGUUUGUUCAAGAUUUUCACAUGCAUCCUUUGUUCUGGGUGCUUGACUUUGUAUUCUCAGAACCACUUAAGACACUGUCAUUAUGUACCUAUUGGAUAGCUCUAAUAUAUGCAUCAGUUACACGGUUUUAUGAUAUAUCAAAGAAUAGUAAGACUGAGAGGAUUCUUCUUCGGAAAUACUACCAUCUGAUGGCAGUUGUUAUCUUUGUGCCUGCUCUUAUACUUCAGCCGGAGUUUCUUGACCUGGCAUUCGGUGCAGCUUUGGCAGUUUUCUUGAUAUUGGAAAUCAUACGAGUAUGGAGAAUUUGGCCUCUAGGACAACUUGUGCAUCAAUUCAUGAAUGCUUUUACGGAUCACCGUGACUCAGAGAUUCUUGUUAUCAGCCAUUUUUCGCUAUUGUUGGGCUGUGCUCUUCCUAUUUGGUUGUCUUCUGGCUUUAACGAUCGACCUCUUGCCCCUUUUGCUGGAAUUUUGAGCCUCGGAAUCGGAGAUACAAUGGCUUCAAUGGUUGGCCACAAGUAUGGGGUUCUACGAUGGAGCAAAACUGGCAAGAAAACAAUUGAAGGAACUGCAGCUGGUAUAACUUCUGUCUUGGUCGCAUGUUCUGUGCUGCUUCCCCUUUUAGCUACAACUGGGUACAUUUUUAGUCAGCACUGGUUUUCUCUACUUGUUGCAGUGACCACUAGCGGGCUGUUGGAGGCCUAUACAGCACAGCUUGAUAAUGCAUUUAUACCUCUUGUUUUCUACAGCCUACUUUGUCUGUAAUGUGACUGCGUCAUGCAUCAGAAGUAACAUAAAUGAACCCAUUGACGGCCAACAACCAAUUUUCUGGGUAGUGUUCCUGACUUGUGAGUUGUGACUCUGUGCUUCAUUGAGCACUCAGUUCGUAGAUGUUAAUGACAUGGACCUGUCCGUUAGGCCAUAGGUUAGUCUCAUCGUGCAAGAGGCCGAGUUAACCAGUUUUGAUGUUGUAUCAUUGUCCCAGUUUUGAUGUCGCAUUAGUAUUUGUACAGGAAUAAGCACUCCAUGUACAGCUUUUACUUCGCAUCAUGAUGUAGCAGAGUCAAAUUUAGGGAACUCAUGUAGCAGUGUAUAUUGGAAGUUCUGCAAUCAAUGCAGAUAAAUGUUGCGACAUAUUAGCUGGUGUUGCAAUUCCUUCCGUUUAUUCAUAUGUAGAACCCAUGUUGAUACCGUUCA
Coffea eugenioides is the source of this 2285-nucleotide messenger RNA. RefSeq names its product dolichol kinase EVAN. The coding region runs from base 129 to 1853 and encodes 574 amino acids. Gene Ontology annotation, cellular component: endoplasmic reticulum membrane. Lineage: Eukaryota; Viridiplantae; Streptophyta; Magnoliopsida; Gentianales; Rubiaceae. The transcript is spliced from 14 exons. Gene Ontology annotation, biological process: dolichyl monophosphate biosynthetic process. Gene Ontology annotation, molecular function: dolichol kinase activity. The record is from RefSeq and is a predicted model, not a curated record.